AUGGUCGCCAAGCCGAGCGACGAGUCGCACCACGACGGUGGCAAGUGCCGCUACAAGACGGGCAAGUGCCUCAACGACCGCUCGUACAAGCGCAACGGGCAGUUCCACCAGCUCUGCAACUUUCACCGCGAAAAGGCCAACCGCAUUCAGCGCAAGUUUGACCGCCAAAAGCGCAUCGUGGCCAAGUCGGCCAAGUCGACCGACAAGAAGACGCUCGGCGACUUGAGCCCUAUGACGCACCGCAGCAGCGACGACUUCCUCUCGGACACGGACUCGUGCGGCCGCCCGUCCACCGACAGCUCGUGCAGCGAAAGCUUCUUCAGCAUCGAACACACCAUCUGCGCCGAGCCCGUGCCCGUGCACUCGCCCGAGGCGCACCGCGGCCGUCUCUCGUUCGACGAGCUCGACUUUCUCUGCUCCGCGAUCCUCUAA
Saprolegnia parasitica CBS 223.65 is the source of this 432-nucleotide messenger RNA. RefSeq lists its product as hypothetical. The record is from RefSeq and is a predicted model, not a curated record. The transcript is spliced from 2 exons. NCBI's taxonomy places the organism in Eukaryota, Oomycota, Saprolegniomycetes, Saprolegniales, Saprolegniaceae. The coding region runs from base 1 to 432 and encodes 143 amino acids.